AUGGCUGACUUCCCCGACGCCCCUACUGGCAACCCCGGUGCCAAUGGCAACUCCUACGUCCAGACUACCAAGGAGAACGCCGCUGCUGCUUACCAGCAGCUCGCCAACGGCCCCAUGGCUGAGAACGUAAAGGCCCAAUCGGCCAAGACCUCCAACGAGUUUGGCAACCUCGCUGCCUCUCGCAGGACUCCCUCGCAGCCUGCUGCCACCGACCAGCCCCUCACCCACUACCACUCGUUCUUCUCCGAGCUCCUCUCUUGGAAGAACCCUCGUGCCUCCGCUAUUGCCUAUGCCUCCAUUGUUUCGGUCAUCUUUGCUGUUCGCUACCUGGAUGUUCUCCGCUAUGCCUUCAAGCUUACAUGGAUGGUUCUCGGUACCACCGUCCUUGCCGAGCUUACCGGCAAGCUCGUCCUCAACAACGGCCUGGCCACCCAGCUUCGCCCCCGCCGCUACCACACCAUCUCGAGGGAGACUCUUGAUGCCGCCAUAGGAGAUGUGCACGAGCUCGUCAACUUCUUCGUCAUUGAGGCUCAGCGCAUCCUCUUCGCCGAGAACGUCGGUGCUUCUGCUGCUGCGUUCCUCGGUGCCUUCAUCUCCUACUACCUUGUCAAGGUCAUGCCUCUCUGGGGUCUCGCCUUGGCCGCCACUACCACCCUCUUCGUCGUUCCCCUUGCCUACACCUCCAACCAGGAGCUCAUCGACCACCACCUCAAGCAGGCUGGCGAUGUCAUCAACGACCAGACCGCUCAGUUCCGCUCCGUUGCGCAGAAGCAGGCGGCCCAAGCCACCGACCUGACCAAGCAGUACAUGGGUGACUACACCACCAAGGCCCAGCAGUUGCUCGGUCGCUCGCCCUCUCCCGAGGCGUCCGCCAAGCCCGCCCCCGUCGCCUCGGAGCCCGUUGCCGAGAAGGACUUCCCUGCUGCCCCCAGCACCGAGUUCAACAAGGUCGACACCACGACUGAGCCCGUCGUUCCUGGCGAGAACCCCCAGCUGGCUUCUUAA
Molecule: messenger RNA, 1005 nt
Organism: Verticillium nonalfalfae
Lineage: Eukaryota; Fungi; Ascomycota; Sordariomycetes; Glomerellales; Plectosphaerellaceae
Exons: 5
Coding region: 1-1005 (334 amino acids)
Source: RefSeq, a predicted model, not a curated record